This is a messenger RNA of Colletotrichum aenigma, 1266 nucleotides long. RefSeq names its product Trans-acting enoyl reductase. The record is from RefSeq and is a predicted model, not a curated record. Gene Ontology annotation, biological process: glycolipid biosynthetic process. The transcript is spliced from 5 exons. The coding region runs from base 1 to 1266 and encodes 421 amino acids. NCBI's taxonomy places the organism in Eukaryota, Fungi, Ascomycota, Sordariomycetes, Glomerellales, Glomerellaceae. Gene Ontology annotation, cellular component: lipid droplet; plasma membrane; mitochondrion.
AUGGCGGUGCUGAACCCGGCCUCGCGAAAAUACGGCAUGGUCGUGCUCGGAGCCUCCGGCUUCACCGGGACGAUGGUAUGCACACACAUCGCGGCCCAUUUUCCUACCAACCUCAAAUGGUCAGUGGCCGGCCGGUCACAAGAGCGUCUCGAAAGGCUGGCAGCUAAAUUGAAAAAAGAAUAUCCCGAUCGAGUGCAGCCAGACCUUGAGAUUGUCGCGCCAAAUGAUGCUAAGACACUCAGGGAGGUGAUCGGAAGAGCCAAGGUGUGCAUCAGCAGUGUCGUCUAUGCGGUCGACGGAGAUCCGAUCAUUGAGGCGUGCAUCGACCAGCGGACCGACUAUGUUGACUGCGCCGGUGUUCCCACUCUUGUCCACGACUGGGUCACCAAAUAUCAUGAGCAAGCUGAGGCAAACGGCGUUGCGCUGAUUCAUUCUUGCGGCGCCAUGACUGGAGAAAUGGAUCUUUUCGCCAUCCAUGCCUGCCGCGAACUCAAACAGAAAUGGUCGGCACGAAUGGGGAAGAUGACGUUGCGAGUUGAUGAUCUUGACCCUAAUGUAAGCGGCGGCACCAUGCGAACGAUGCUGUCAUUCGCGAGCGGAGGCCCGAAAGCAAUUGCGGCGGCUGGUCACCCGUCGCUGCUGACGCCGAUUCCUUACACGAAACCCAUCGACGCGGUCCGCGCAAUCCACACGGAUCCCGUGCUUGGAUUACUGACACUCUCUUCGCCGCCGGGCGACCAAGCGCGCACCCUCAUCAAUAGAUCUUGGGGUCUCCUGGGCGGUCCCGAAGGUAGCUGGGGUCCCAACUUCCAGUACAACGAGUACGAGAGGGCGCAGUCGUAUGUGGGCGCCGUCUUCAACUUGAUCCGCUGCUAUAUUAUUCUCACUGUGUUCUCGGGGGUGCAGUAUCCCUGGUUUUACAAUUUGUUGAUGCGCUUCGCACCGGACUUGGGUGUCGGCCCGUCUGAAAAGCAGAUCAAGAGCUUGCCUUUCACUGCGGCAGCUUUCGUUGAGGCCGACCCCGUUGAGGAGAAGAAUCGUGGGAAGGGGUGUCUCAUCAAGUUGAGUUACAACGAGGGAAACUACCCCUUCGCUGCCAUGCUCAUGGCCCAGGCGGGAGCCACGCUGUUGUACGAUAGGAACUUGUCAGCGGGUAUUAAAGGCGGAUGUCUGACGGCUGGGGUGUUAGGGCCGGACUUUGUGGAGAGGGCAAGGCAGGGAGGUCUCGAGAUCGAGACCACCAUGAUUGAAAAUCUCAAGCUCUGA